CCCGUAUCUUUUGUCAGCUGUCAGUCAAUCGAAGUGACACUGACACGAGAGCAAGUGACGUCUGUACAUGACGUGGAAGUUCAAAACUCAAAACUAUUAGUUAUGAAGUGAGCGAUAAAUUCAGAAAAAAUGAGCACGUACGAAGAAUACAUUCAACAAAAUGAAGACCGAGAUGGAAUCAGGUUUACUUGGAAUGUAUGGCCAUCGAGUAGGAUAGAAGCAACUCGUUUGGUAGUACCAUUAGCGUGUCUUUAUCAACCGAUUAAAGAACGUUUAGAUCUUCCACCCAUACAGUAUGAUCCCGUUCUGUGUACAAGAAAUAACUGCAGAGCGAUUUUAAAUCCUAUGUGCCAAGUUGAUUAUCGAGCAAAAUUGUGGGUUUGCAAUUUUUGUUUUCAACGCAAUCCGUUUCCACCUCAAUAUGCAGCUAUUUCUGAACAGCAUCAACCUGCUGAGUUAAUGCCUAUGUUUUCAACUAUUGAGUAUACUAUUACUAGAGCUCAGUGUUUACCACCGAUAUUCUUGUAUGUUGUUGAUACUUGCAUGGAUGAGGAAGAAUUGGGUUCACUUAAAGAUUCUUUACAAAUGUCACUCAGUUUAUUGCCUCCGAAUGCUUUAAUUGGUUUGAUUACAUUUGGAAAAAUGGUCCAAGUUCAUGAAUUAGGUACUGAGGGUUGCAGUAAAUCAUACGUCUUUAGAGGUACUAAAGAUUUAACAGCUAAGCAAGUUCAAGAGAUGUUGGGUAUUGGUAAAGUUGCUAUGGGGCCUCAACAACAACCAGGUCAACCUAGACCUGGUCAAAUGCAACCUGCACCUAUCGCGCCAGGUAGCAGAUUCCUACAGCCUGUAUCUAAAUGCGAUAUGAAUUUAACUGAUUUAAUAGGAGAGCAGCAAAAAGAUCCCUGGCCUGUUCAUCAGGGAAAGAGAUCUCUUAGAUGUACCGGUGUUGCUUUAUCUAUAGCUAUUGGUUUGUUGGAGAGCACUUAUCCCAAUACAGGAGCUAGAGUUAUGCUUUUUGUUGGAGGACCGUGCUCUCAAGGGCCUGGUCAGGUUUUGAAUGAUGAUUUAAAACAACCUAUUAGAUCUCAUCAUGAUAUUCAAAAAGAUAAUGCAAAGUAUAUGAAAAAAGGUAUAAAGCAUUAUGAUGCUUUGGCUAUGAGAGCAGCAACUAAUGGGCAUUGUGUUGAUAUUUAUUCUUGUGCUUUGGAUCAGACUGGUUUGAUGGAGAUGAAACAGUGCUGCAAUUCUACAGGCGGUCACAUGGUAAUGGGAGAUUCAUUCAAUUCCUCCCUAUUCAAACAGACAUUCCAACGGGUGUUCACCAAAGAUCAAAAGGGCGAAUUAAAAAUGGCUUUCAACGGGACUCUGGAAGUGAAAUGUUCUAGAGAAUUGAAAGUGCAAGGAGGGAUUGGUUCUUGCGUAUCAUUGAAUGUAAAAGGUCCGCUUGUUUCGGAUACCGAAAUCGGUAUGGGAAAUACGGUGCAAUGGAAAAUGUGCACUUUAACUCCAAGUACCACUAUAGCGCUGUUUUUCGAAGUGGUCAAUCAGCAUUCUGCACCGAUUCCUCAAGGAGGAAGAGGAUGCAUACAAUUUAUUACUCAAUAUCAGCAUUCUAAUGGUCAGAGAAGGAUCAGAGUGAGUACCAUAGCUCGUAAUUGGGCGGACGCGACCGCGAAUAUACAUCACAUUAGCGCUGGGUUCGAUCAAGAAGCGGCCGCUGUAAUUAUGGCCAGGAUGGCUGUAUACAGAGCGGAAUCGGACGAUAGUCCUGAUGUUCUUAGAUGGGUGGACAGGAUGUUGAUUAGAUUGUGUCAAAAAUUCGGAGAAUACAACAAGGACGACGCGAAUUCGUUCAGAUUGGGUCAAAACUUUAGCCUCUAUCCCCAAUUCAUGUACCAUCUGAGACGUUCUCAAUUCCUGCAAGUUUUCAAUAAUUCACCGGACGAAACGUCGUAUUAUCGGCACAUGUUAAUGAGAGAAGAUCUGACGCAGUCUUUGAUUAUGAUCCAGCCGAUUUUGUACAGUUACAGCUUCAACGGGCCCCCGGAACCCGUUCUGUUGGAUACGAGUUCGAUUCAAUCGGAGAGGAUAUUAUUGAUGGACACUUUCUUCCAAAUAUUGAUAUUCCACGGAGAGACAAUAGCUCAGUGGCGUAACUUGAAAUACCAAGAUAUGCCGGAAUACGAAAACUUUAGACAACUGUUACAAGCACCCGUGGACGAUGCUCAGGAAAUAUUGCAGACGAGAUUUCCCAUGCCGAGAUACAUCGAUACCGAACAGGGCGGUUCUCAAGCUAGAUUUUUACUAUCCAAAGUCAAUCCGAGUCAAACUCAUAACAAUAUGUACGCAUAUGGAGGCGACGCUGGUGCGCCCGUUUUGACCGACGAUGUAUCCCUUCAAGUGUUCAUGGAUCAUCUAAAAAAAUUGGCGGUUUCAUCUACAGCUUAGUGUAUAUUUCGAAACUUAUUCUAAAUGUAUUAUUUAAGCUAAAAAAAUAUUUUUUUAUAUAUUUAUUCCUUCAGAUAUCGGUUCUUGUGAUAGAUUAAAUUUGCGUUGAAAUUUUCAUAAAAGCGGAGGUGCUUUACAUUUUUUUUAAACGUGAAAUAAAAUAAAUGGCGUCUAAACUUUGAAAUUUCAUUAAUUAAAUGUAACUAGAGAGUAGAGAGACACUAUAAUAAUAAUAAAAUGGAAAUUUAA
This is a messenger RNA of Psylliodes chrysocephalus, 2697 nucleotides long. The record is from the annotation of a GenBank genome assembly. Lineage: Eukaryota; Metazoa; Arthropoda; Insecta; Coleoptera; Chrysomelidae.